Salvia miltiorrhiza (redroot sage) is the source of this 1120-nucleotide messenger RNA. RefSeq lists its product as uncharacterized. Lineage: Eukaryota; Viridiplantae; Streptophyta; Magnoliopsida; Lamiales; Lamiaceae. The transcript is spliced from 2 exons. The record is from RefSeq and is a predicted model, not a curated record. Bases 239 to 859 code for a protein of 206 amino acids.
GGUCCCAAUCUCGUAAUAUUUGUCAAAGGGGCUCCAAAUUUUCAAAAUUUGCACUCAUUUUUUGACCUCGUAUAUUUGAUGAACCCAUAUAUAACCCCUUACAAAUAACCACCCCCAUAAAACCUAGCCAAAUUCCAAUCUUUCACACCCCCUAACCAUAUAUAGUUCAUUUUUCUCAUUAAAUCAUUUAUAUUUAUACAAAAAGAAAAAGCCCCCCCCCCCCCUCCCCCCCAAAAAUAUGGGGAACAGUUUGGGAGGAAGUAAGAGUGCAAAAGUAAUGAAGAUUAAUGGUGAGAGUUUCAAGUUAAAGACUCCAGUUCGGGCCGGGUCGGUGGUGGAGGGGUAUCCGGGCCACGUUUUGCUGGAGUCGGAGGCGGUGAAGCAUUACGGCGUGAGAGCGAAGCCGUUGGAGCCGCAGCAGGAGCUGAAGCCGAAACGCCUCUAUUUCCUGGUUGAGUUGCCCAAAUUCCCCGAGGAGAAGACAGCCAGGAGGGUAAGAUCGGGAAUUCACAUGGGCGCCAAGGACCGCCUCGAGAGCCUCAUGCUGGCGCGCCGCUCCGCUUCGGAUCUCUCCAUCAUGAAGCCGCCGAGCUUAGCCGCCGAGGAGGAGAAAACCGGGGGCGGAGGAGUUAGGAUGAAGAUGAGGUUGCCGAGGGCCGAGGUGGAGAGGUUGAUGGCGGAGAGCAGGGAUAGCGGUGAGGUAGCCGAGAAGAUUGUCGGCCUCUGCAUGGCCGCCAAGAGCUCCGCCACCGCCGCGGAUUUGAAUCAUGAUCGUGGAGUCGUUAAACCUCGCGAGAAGCGUGUCGGAUUCUUACCGAUCCAUGAAGGAGAGAUCCACCAUGUUGUUAUGGCUUCAUAACAUAUUAUUUUGGCAAAUUAAGAUAUAUAAAUCGCUAGUCUGUUUUUAUCUCUCCGAAUUCCCAUGUAACAGUUCUCAGCAACAAAAGAGCAGAAAUAUUUCUGUCAAUUUUGUGUAUGCAUGUAAAGGGUCCGAUUUUAGAUGCUGAGAAUAAUGUUUAGUUGUAAUAUCAAUCUAGGUGAAUUAUGAGAGAGUAGGUUAUUUGAUUCUCUUCUUAUAUACUUUUAGUAGUAUUAUAAAUAAUCUCAGCUACGUCUCUCA